AGUGAGCGACUGCAUGCCUGCUUUCUGAGAUCACGGCGUUGUACUUGGCUUCAAGAUCCCGAUGGAAAGCGGUCAUUCACUGACGAGACCUGCAGCAUAAGACUAUUUCAGACAGGACACCAAGAGCUCAUUUUUGGACAUUGACUACACCCUUGUGGAAAAAUACAAGAGGUUUCUGGUUCUCCCAACCACUGGACAACAAGAGAGUUAAUACACAAUGAGCCAAGAACCUCAAAAUAAACAAGAAGGCCAGCCUUCCCACCUGAUCCCUUGGGCCAUUGCUAUUUUUUUCAUCUCACUCCUCAGUGCUUGUUUUAUUGCAAAUUGUUUGGUGACUCAUUACAGCUUUCUACACUGCAGGAGACGCAUGGGAAUGUUCAAGUUACCAGAGUAUUACAGGAAGAUAACAUGCACCAAAGAGGAAUCAAAACUGAAAGGAAGCACCUGGAAUUGCUGUCCUACUGGUUGGAGAUCCUUCCAGGACAGUUGCUAUUUACCUCUGAAUGACAACAAGACAUGGGCAAAGAGCGAGAGGAACUGCACGGACAUGGGGGCUCAUCUGGUCACCAUCACCUCAGAAGCUGAGCAGAACUUUAUUGUUCAAUUUUUGGAUAGACGGUUUUCAUAUUUCCUGGGACUUACAGAUGAGGACCAUGAAGGCCAGUGGUCCUGGGUGGACAAGACACCAUUUGACCCACAUAUUGUAUUCUGGCAUGAGGGUGAACCCAACAACUAUAAACAGAAUGAAAAUUGUGUUAUCCUUGUUAAUGUCCAAGACAAAUGGGCUUGGAAUGACUUUCCUUGUAACUUUGAGAGAAGAAGAAUUUGCAAGUUACCUGGAACAACAUUCAACUAGAAACCUCCAAAGGAGUCCUUAUGAUGGCAACAGAAAAGGGGAACCAAUUAGACCAGGGCAGAAUGUACCUGCACCAUUGGAGCAGAGAAAACAUGCUGAGAAAAUAGAACAUUUUUCAGUUACGAUGGCCUUACUUUUGUUUUAUUCAUUCAAGACAAUGUGCUUUUGUGUGGUUUGGUGGCCAGAAUCAUCUUUUCUGUGAGAAUCCAUUUUCAUGAACUUUGCUUUCUUGAUAGUGUAUCAAAGUAUUUCCUUUUCGAUUGGUGUGCAUUGAUUAUAUGUCAAACAGAAUGGCUCAAAUGAGGUGAUCUCUUGGUCAUUGUUCUCCUCUGCUCAAAUUCUUAGCUCUUAAAAUUCAAAGGCAGGGUAUUCCAACUGAUAGAGGCAUGCCACUUUUUUUUAAAUAUGACAAACCCUUUGAAGUUUUUAAACAACAUUCUUAUUGUUCAAUGUCUCGUUCCCAGACUUUUUAAUAGUAUCAGUCAUUAGAUUGACAUUCCAUGAGCAAAAUAUUUUCUGAACAGGAGUGUAGGAGUUCUGAAUCGUAGUAUUGCCAAGAUGGAAAAAAAAGAAAGUCUAUCUACCUUUAAAAACAUUUUCUUCUUACUCUACCUUAAAUGUCUUCCCAAAGCAGGGAGUCCCAAGCUGACUUAGUUUCUUUUCAAGCGGAUAAAUCCCUCAUAGGCCACCUUAACCAAACUGCCUUCAACUCUGUAGCUGAAGAAACUGAACUGAAGGCAAAGAGCUCACCUGGAACAUUGCUAGUUCAUGAAGAGAAACAGGACUGUGGCCCAGAACUACUUUUCAUGGGCGGCAAACUGUGUUGCCUUCGGUAUUACAGGAAAGUUACUGGGGUGACUUGGCCUCUUGACUAAUGGAUGAAAGUUCUAGCAUUGUAUUCGUGUUUCUACAUUUUCAAUUUGAGUCAG
Messenger RNA from Herpailurus yagouaroundi (jaguarundi), 1785 nucleotides. RefSeq names its product C-type lectin domain family 4 member D (gene CLEC4D). The transcript has 8 exons. The coding region runs from base 218 to 856 and encodes 212 amino acids. The record is from RefSeq and is a predicted model, not a curated record. NCBI's taxonomy places the organism in Eukaryota, Metazoa, Chordata, Mammalia, Carnivora, Felidae.